UUUCCGAUAAUAUAAAAAAUUAAACCAUUUUGGAUAUACAGAAACCAAACUAUUUACAAAUAAAGUAUGGCAAUUUUUUUUCAUGAGAAAAGUUUAAUAAAACAAAAAUUAUUUUGGUAGGUUAUAAAUGUAACCCAUUCGUAUUUUUUCCGUUUUAAAAGGAGUGAAAUAAAAAUUCUUAUCGAAAACAAUGAGAAAUUAUAAGUUUACGAGAAAAUGGUUUGAACUGCAUAUUCCAAGAUGGGAAAAAGUUUUAGGUGGCUUAAAAGGCAAAGUAAUAAACGUUUUAGAGAUUGGAGUUUUCGAAGGAAGAUCAACCGUAUGGAUUUUAGAUGAAUUAUUUCAAAAGCCUGAAUCAAAAUUAAUAACGAUUGAUACUUUUGAAAAUAUAUUUGUGAACAACGAUAAUGAAACAACCUUUCGUAGAAAUAUCAAAGAAUCAGGAAAGGAAUUGCAAGUUGAAAUUAUCAAAAAUAAUUCUUUUGAUGCUCUUACCAAGUUGAAUUACGAAAAGAGGAUGAAAUUCGAUUUCAUUUAUAUUGAUGGUUCUCAUAUUGCUUGUGAUGUAUUAUCUGACGCUGUUUUAUCAUGGAAUUUACUUAAAGAUGGUGGGAUUAUGAUUCUUGAUGAUUAUGAGUGGGAUUAUUUUGAAGAAGAAUUUAAUAAUCCAAGAAUAGCGAUUGAUUCUUUCUUGAAAAGUUAUCAACAACAUUUGGAGGUUAUCUUUAAGCGUUUCCAAGUAGGUGUUAAAAAAGUGGUUAAAGAAAAUCCUCGAACCGCUAGAGAUGAUAAAAGGAUUGAUUAAAUUUGAAAAUUAGUGAUUUAACUAAAGUCAUUGUGCAACAAAUAUCACUUAUUACUAUUAUUAUCUGUUAAAUUCAUAGGUAGCUGAUAAGAUUGAAAAAUUAUAAUAAAAGUCGGUCGUGUUGCUUUACCUUCUAAAUUUUUAGUUUUCGUUAAUAUGUUAUUAAUAAUAAGUGAUAUCUAAAUAAAAUGUUUAAAUGAGAAUAUUAUAGUGUGUGAUAAACGGAUUUAUUUUUACUAAUGAAAAAUUUUAAAUGCAGAUAAAUGUGACAUGGAUUAUUACUAUUUUUAUAAAUUAAUGCCCGAAUUGUCCUGUCAGUAGCGCACAAUCUAUUUAAGGUGUUUUUAUUUGUUACCUAAGCCAAUUUUCAUGAGAUAGAUAUUAAUCGGUAUUUUUUCGGUGUUAAUGCGGGAACGGUC
Messenger RNA from Rhizophagus irregularis DAOM 181602=DAOM 197198, 1224 nucleotides. The record is from RefSeq and is a predicted model, not a curated record. NCBI's taxonomy places the organism in Eukaryota, Fungi, Glomeromycota, Glomeromycetes, Glomerales, Glomeraceae.